This is a messenger RNA of Chionomys nivalis (European snow vole), 2335 nucleotides long. RefSeq names its product mucin 1, cell surface associated (gene Muc1). NCBI's taxonomy places the organism in Eukaryota, Metazoa, Chordata, Mammalia, Rodentia, Cricetidae. Bases 76 to 2034 code for a protein of 652 amino acids. The record is from RefSeq and is a predicted model, not a curated record. Gene Ontology annotation, cellular component: apical plasma membrane. The transcript is spliced from 7 exons.
GAGCUGCUCCAUCGCACACAGGCAGCACCCGCCUUGAAUCUGUUUCUGCCCCCUUCCCGCCUGCUCACCACCACCAUGACCCCAGGCGUCCGGGCUCUUUUCUUCCUGACGUUACUUAUAGCGCUUGUAACAGAUCAAAACAGUGUCACCUCAUCUCAGGAUACCAACAGUUCCUCAACCUUGACUAUCACCCCAGGUCACGGUGGUGCCUCUGCCCCGGCCACCAACUCUACAGUGGACUCGGUCACCGCCCCAGCUCACGGUGGUGUCUCUGCCCCGGCCACCAGCUCUACAUUGGACUCGGUCACCGCCCCAGCUCACGGUGGUGUCUCUGCCCCGGCCACCAGCUCUACAUUGGACUCGGUCACCGCCCCAGCUCACGGUGGUGUCUCUGCCCCGGCCACCAGCUCUACAUUGGACUCGGUCACCACUCCAGGUCACGGUGGUGUCUCUGCCCCGGCCACCAGCUCUACAUUGGACUCGGUCACCACCCCAGCUCACGGUGGUGCCUCUGCCCCGGCCACCAACUCUACAGUGGACUCGGUCACCACCCCAGCUCACGGUGGUGUCUCUGCCCCGGCCACCAACUCUACAGUGGACUCGGUCACCACUCCAGGUCACGGUGGUGUCUCUGCCCCGGCCACCAACUCUACAGUGGACUCGGUCACCACCCCAGCUCACGGUGGUGUCUCUGCCCCGGCCACCAACUCUACAGUGGACUCGGUCACCACUCCAGGUCACGGUGGUGUCUCUGCCCCGGCCACCAACUCUACAGUGGACUCGGUCACCACUCCAGGUCACGGUGGUGUCUCUGUCCCGGCCACCAGCUCUACGGUGGACUUGGCCAGCACGCCAGUCCACAGUGGUACCUCUGCUCCAGCCACUAACUCUACAAUGGACUCAGCUACCACUCCAGUCCACACCGGUUCCUCCAUCCAAAUCACCAUGGCUAUAUCAGGCUCAGCCAACACUCCAAUCCACAAUGGCUCUUCGGUUCCAACUACCAGCCCUGCAUUGGUCUCAGCCACCAGUCCAGCCCACAGUAGUGCCUCAUCUAUGACUAAUAGCUCCGAAUCAGACUUGGCCACCACUCCAGUGUACGGUGGCACCUCAGUCUCUACUACCAAGGCUACUUUAGGCUCUACCAUCACCCCAGUCCACAAUGGCUCCUUGGUGCCAACUACCAGCUCAGCUACCACUCCAAUCCGAAAUAACAGUUCUACAAUGGCUGCUACAACUCCAGCUGGCAAUGGUACUCAAUCUCCAGCCCCAAGCCAGCACCCUGUUACUCCCACCACCCUUGCCAUCUCCGGCAACAGCACGGUCCCCCUUAGCACAGUCCUUUCCCCGGCCUUCUCCAGGAAUACUUCGCCCCAAGUGUCGCUUGAGGUGUCUUUCUUCUUCUUGUCGUUUCACAUUUGGAACCAGCAGUUUAAUUCUUCCCUGGAAGACCCCAGCUCCAACUACUACAAAGCACUGAAGUGGAACAUUUCUGAACUGUUUCUGCAGAUUUUUAACGAAGAUUUUCUGGGGAUCUCUACCAUCAAGUUCAGGUCAGGCUCGGUGGUGGUGGAGUCGACUCUGAUUUUCCGGGAGGGUGCUGCCAGUGCCUCUGAGGUGAAGUCGCGGCUUUCACAGCACGCAAAGGAGGCAGAAGACUAUAAUUUGGUUAUCUCCGAAGUCACUGUGGAUGAGAUGCAGUUCCCUUCCUCUGCCCAGUCCUGGCCUGGCGUGCCAGGCUGGGGCGUUGCCCUGCUGGUGCUGGUCUGUGUUUUGGUUGCUUUGGCCAUCAUCUAUCUCCUUGCACUGGCAGUGUGUCAGUGCCGCCGAAAGAACUAUGGGCAGCUGGACAUCUUUCCGACCCAGGACACCUACCACCCAAUGAGUGAAUAUCCCACCUACCACACUCAUGGGCGCUAUGUGCCCCCUGGCAGCACCAAACGUAGCUCCUAUGAGGAGGUUUCUGCAGGUAAUGGUGGUAGCAGCCUAUCGUACACCAACCCAGCAGUGGCAACCACUUCUGCCAACUUGUAGGGGACCUGUCACCACCUCGGGGCAGCGGUGGCAGUCUGCCCCCUCGGUUUCCAGUGCUAGACCCCUGCACUCUGAUCUGGGCUGCUGAGCUGGAGUUCUGGUAGGCUGCUCACAGCCUUGCUGAGACUGCCAAAUGUCUCAGCCAUCUGAGCCUGGUGAAGCCCAGCUCUGCCCUGGGGGAUGCCCUGAGGCAGGGGUGCAGUGGGGCCUCUCAGGACUGGCCUAGAAAGCCGGGAGAUGGGCAUGGGAAAGCAGACACAGUGAAUAAAAGGGGGCCCUCCUGUUAGUUAUGUCAACCGUG